CUGGUAUAGGUGGACUUAGUUUUUAUCACUCUGUUCGAAAAAAUCUUGGUAAAAAAUUUAAUGUUAAAAUUUUUGAUUGUGAAAUUGGUCCUCAAGAUCGAUGGCAAGGGUACAAUAGAAAAAGUGUUACCUCUUUAUUCUAUUGCACACCACCUGAAGUUCAAGUUCGUUUUCCAGAAGCAAUGCCAGAUCCAAUCCCUCAGGAACAUCAAUCUACAGCAAUUAUUGAUCAUGUCGGGAGACAUCUUAUUUAUGCAUCACAACAAAAAACUAAAAACGUCUAUGAAAUUGAAACUCUUAAACAUAAUUUGCUGGUAUAUGAUGAUGGAGUUUGGGCAUUGUUCGAAGAUGGGACAAGAGAACUUGGUGAUUUAUUAAUUCACCAAGUUCCUAACUUAGAAAUCCUCAACCUUGGUGUAACUAGUAUCGACGUAGAUAUCGCAGUACCCAAAAAGUUUGGCAGAACGAUUGAUGUCUGUUUUCUCAGAUGCAGUGGUACAAGUGAUUCUGCUCAUGCUAUGAAUCCAGUUUUAGCAUUAGGUGCAAAUAAUGCAAUACAAAAUGCCAAUCUGUUGACCAAAGAAUUACUUUAUUAUGAGAAAGAUAAUUUAAUCGCGUGCAUUCAACGAUAUAACAAAAAAAUGAGAGCUAGAUCAUCAAAGGAUGUUAUGAAGUCACGUAACUUUGUACUAAGAGAACGAAAUCAGUUUGGAAAUUUGGGUCUAAUUGCUAGAUAUUCUAUUUAUAGA
This is a messenger RNA of Dentiscutata erythropus, 749 nucleotides long. NCBI's taxonomy places the organism in Eukaryota, Fungi, Glomeromycota, Glomeromycetes, Diversisporales, Gigasporaceae. The record is from the annotation of a GenBank genome assembly.